AUUUUACGCGAGUGCUCCAGUACAGUAGAGGCCCCCAACGGCAAUAUUCUCCCAGCCCACUUUGAUCUGUUUUGGAGCCACUGCUGCAGCCAACAAGUUGGUGCUGGUUCUCCGUUUUCUGAGUCUAUAUGGCUGAGACUGGGGAUGGAAGUCGUUUGCCAUCACCCCUUGAUGUGCUGACUUCAGAUGUUCACUCCAGGCUGGAGUUCCACAAGUAUGCCUACAUUGACUGUGUUGGCAUAAAAAAUGCGCUUGAUUGUGUCAUCGAAGAAAAGGUAAAGCUCCAGCAAGAACAGAAUGCGAUUGUCCAACUGGCUGCUGAGAAGGACGGUCUCACUAAAAAGAAUGAAGAGCUGGUAGCCGAGAUUGAAUCUCUGAAGGAAAAGCUCCAAGCAAAUGAAUCUAGCAAUCUACUGCAGGGAAGUGGUUUUCAGCAGAGCCAGUCUGGAAGGGCACAAACAGGAUCAAUGCAGAAACGGAAGCGGCAAUCUGGAGAUGAAAAUGCUGAUGAGCAUGAGCUUAUGGAAGAUCUUUCCGGUAUGGACAAUCCUGAUCAAGGUUUAAGCACUGAGCAUGAGGGUGCUAGAAGGGAAAUUUCUGAUAUCCACUCGAUGCUGAUCAAGGGGUUUAUUGACAUUAGUAAUACUGGAGGAAGGAAUAUCGCGAUAAAGUACAUAGGGCAAUUGGACGACAGGCCAUUCCUGCGAGCAUGCCUUAAGAAGCUGCCUCACAAUGAAGCACAGAAAAAAUCGUCUGAGUUGUACCACUAUUGGCAGGAGCAGAUCAUGAACCCAGAGUGGAAUCCCUUCAAGACUGUCACAGUUGAAGGUAUCACUAAGGAGAUUGUUGAUGUCAGUGAUGACAAGCUGCAAGAGCUAUGUGCUGCAUGGGAUGAAGAGGUGUGCAAGGCUGUGGUGAAUUGUUUGACCGAAAUUCAUGAAAGCGGCAAGCUGAGGGAUAGAACCAUUGUACCUGAGCUCUGGAAUUUCAAGGGCAAGAGGAAGGCCACUAUCAGUGAGAGCGUUGAGUACAUUUGUAGCCAAGUGAAGCGUCUGAAUGACACGAAAAACAGGAGGACUCGCAGGGCAAGGUGACUCGGAUGUACUGGUGCAAGAAUAUGAUGGCACAGUGAUUAGGUAGAACCCGUGGGAGUAUUAGCUAACUUAUUGGUGUGGAACUGAUGACCGGAGAACCUGAUAUUGCUGAUGGAUGAAACUUAUGAUUUGUGUGUUAUUUAUGUGUUUUGAUACCAUUUAUAACUUCUUGUGUCGAGUGGCGGGAUUAAUCUUUUUUGUUCAGCUGUUCUACUCUGCACAUUUCAGAGCAAUGUUUUGGUAGUCCGACUCCAUCAGCACUUCUGCAUGUCUAGUUUACUGUCAACUCUUAAGUUUGAUAUUUAACGUGCAAAACAGUUCUAUGAAUGACUUAAUAUUUAAAGUAGCAUAUUUCUGCA
Messenger RNA from Lolium rigidum, 1453 nucleotides. RefSeq names its product factor of DNA methylation 4-like. Lineage: Eukaryota; Viridiplantae; Streptophyta; Magnoliopsida; Poales; Poaceae. The record is from RefSeq and is a predicted model, not a curated record. The coding region runs from base 129 to 1094 and encodes 321 amino acids. Gene Ontology annotation, biological process: gene silencing by siRNA-directed DNA methylation. The transcript has 9 exons.